Molecule: messenger RNA, 1338 nt
Organism: Drosophila takahashii
Lineage: Eukaryota; Metazoa; Arthropoda; Insecta; Diptera; Drosophilidae
Gene: JhI-26
Product: Juvenile hormone-inducible protein 26
Source: RefSeq, a predicted model, not a curated record
AAAAUGGAAAAGAUCGAGGCGGAAACCCAGUGGCUGCGGUUCACGAUUCUUCCAAAGAUUUUAAAAAGUGGGCGACUGGUGGACAACUACAGCGAUUCCAAGGAUGACACCUUUGUAAUUAGAGAUAUCGAUGUCGAUGUGAUUGGUCAUUCUGAGGCCUUUAUGCUGACAUUUUGCUACAGGACUACCAUCAACUUUGAAUAUGACGGGGAGAAGUAUCAGCGAAAAAUGGUCGUUAAGAAAACCCCUAUGAUGCCCCCAGAAGUUUAUGAGUCCAUUCAGUUUGGAGCUCUCUUCAGCAACGAGAUCAACUUCUACACGGAAAUUCUGCCAGAAAUACAGAAGUUGGCCGGAGGAAAGUUUGCCGCACCCAAGUAUUAUUACAGUGAGUUGAAUCAGUAUUCGGCGGUGGCCAUUCUGGAAAACUUCGCGGAGCAGGGAUGGCGGGUGACCAAGGAUCGGGUGGGUCUCAGUCUGGAACACGCCUUGAUCGCCGUGGAUUAUCUGGGCAAGUUCCAUGGCUUUGCCUACGCCAUGAAGCACAAGAGUCCCGAGAAGUUCUCCCAGCUGACCGAGCAGCUGAAGGAAUCUCGUUAUGCCAGCGAUGUCAUUCAUCCGGAGUGGGCACUCAUCAUGAAGACGAGCAACGAGCGGACAGCCAAGGCGGUGGCCAAAUUUCAGCCGCAGAUUGACGAGGAAUUUGUGAAGAAGCUGGGCUUCCUGAUCGCCGACUAUAACCUGUAUGGGCGCCAAAGGGUAGCACCGAGAGAACCACUGGCCACCCUUUGCCAUGGAGACUAUGUGAGGAAUAACGUGGCCUACAGGUAUAACAAUCAGGAGGUGCCGCAGGAGAUCAUGAUGUUCGACUACCAGACUCUUCGUGUCUCUUCUCCCAUGAUCGAUCUCGCGGUCUUCCUGGCCGUAUCCACCUAUGCCGAUGUGCGCUAUCCCAAUUUUGAUAAAAUCUUCGAUGAAUAUUGCUCGGCGCUGUAUGACAGUUAUAGGUUGAAUGCCAAGGCGGAGGUUCCCGAGUCCAUGAGUCGGGAGGAGCUUCUCAAGGAGUAUGUGCGAUUCCUGCCCUAUAGCGUGUCCAUUUCGGGCAGCUUCCUGAUGACUUUAGUGGAGCCAUUGGACAUGUCACCGGAGGAGAUGUUUGCCGCCCAGCUGACGGAUCAGGAGAUCAUCGACCGAACAAUGAAUCAGGGAGGGGAAAUUGUGGAUAAGGAGGUUGCCCACCAGGUUAAGGAAAUGCUGGAGCUGAGCCAACUGACUGGUGUCUCCAUAGACGACGGCAUCAAUUUGAACAAGUUGCAGAAAGUGUAAAGAUUUCGAUAGAGU